Molecule: messenger RNA, 4212 nt
Organism: Oppia nitens
Lineage: Eukaryota; Metazoa; Arthropoda; Arachnida; Sarcoptiformes; Oppiidae
Product: zinc finger SWIM domain-containing protein 4-like
Exons: 9
Coding region: 437-4129 (1230 amino acids)
Cellular component (GO): Cul2-RING ubiquitin ligase complex
Molecular function (GO): zinc ion binding
Source: RefSeq, a predicted model, not a curated record
GUAUAUGUUGUAUGUGUUGUGUGUUUAGUCAGUUGUGUGCGACAGUUGUGUAGUGAGUGUUGUGUUUGUGUUUAUUAGUCAAUACAUUGAAAACAUGUAUUUAUAUUACUAUUUAUAUUAUAAUAAUUGUAUUGUUUGUAAAUUUUGGCCACAAUUAUGACCUAAAGUGAUGCCAAACACGACUGUCCACACUGACACACAUACCAGUGCUCAUUGCCAACCAUCAUAUCAUGAACUUAAUCAACUUAACCAUAGAUUAUCAUAUAUUGUGGACUAUUGGCCACCAAUUGAAUCGAUCGAUGCCUUGAAUUGAAUCAAUACAUGAAUUGUUGUGAAGACUAUUUGCCAUAAAUAGAAAUACCUGUCAUAUUAGACAUCGUCUCAAACAAUGGCUUUAUUUGUCAAUAAAUGUCUCAAAUGAUACUAAUGUCUUAAAAUGGCCGCUAAUAAGAGAUUAUGUUGUGUUCGCGUCGGAAGAAUAUCGUCACAAUUGAAUCACAAUUAUCACCCAAACAUCAACAAUGAUAUGAAUAUUGAGUCCAAUGUGUUGACUAAUGGUACGGAUUAUCGGCUAAAUAGUUAUCACAACAACUGUGUCACCAAUUAUCACAACAACGGUAGCCAUUCGUCAUUGUCUUCACGCAAUCAUCUAUUAGGAAAUGGCCGACAAGUGGAAACAUUGUUGGAUAUUUGUGCAAAAGUGGUGGCAAUUCAUGUGCCAUUUCAAAGGAUUGAGGAACGAUAUGAACGAAUCCCUGAACCCGUCCAAAGACGGAUUAUCUUCUGGUCCUUUCCUCGAAAUGAGAGAGACAUCUGUAUGUACUCUUCUCUCAGCAGUGAAUGUGCCGCUUGUGGUGACACUCAGAAACUGCCCUUUUAUAAAGGUUUACGACUAUUUGAAAUGGGAUCUGUUGACAAUGUUCUUCAAGUCGGCUUUCAUUUAAGUGGUAUAAUAACAACAAAGUCUACAUCACAACAAUCUGGUUAUACAGAGGCAGACAAGCGCUACAAUGUCUCCAUCACUUUUGACAGAUGCAAAAUAACUUCAGUUACGUGUAGUUGCGAUACAAAAGAUAUAUUUUGGUGCCAACAUGUGGUCGCACUGGCGCUGUAUCGUAUCAGAAAUGCCACUUCUGUUUUACUUCGGGUUCCCAUAUCUGAAACAUUAUUGCAAUUGGAUAGACAACAGUUACAAAAAUUACUUCAAUACCUAAUAGCCGAACAUCAUACCGAAGUAUUACCGACUGCUCAGAAACUGGCCGAUGAGAUACUUCAGACCCGUUCCAUUAUAAACAAAAUUGCCGGCGCACCCGAUCCUACUGCCGGUGCUUGUGCUGAAGAUGAACACAGCUGGCACUUAGAUGAGGAGCAAGUGAGCGAACAGGUUCGCUCCUACCUAUCUCAAGGGGGCUAUUAUAAUGCAAACAAACAGCUCAACGCAUUGUUUGCCAAAGUUAAGGAAAUGCUGAGGGCUAAGGACUCUAACGGUUCUCGGAUGUUGAGACUCAUAACCGAACAGUUUCUUGCAGACCCUAGACUUCCCAUUUGGCGAUCACAGGGUACUCCAAUGACAGAUAAAUGUCGACAAUUAUGGGACCAGUUGGGAGCUCUUUGGGUUUGCGUUGUUCUCAAUCCGCACAGCACUCAGUCAGAUAAGAACAACUGGAGGGAGCUAUUAGAGAGAUGGUCUCGAUUACAUGUCUGUCCUUUAGAAGACGCGGAUUUUCGACCACUUAGUAGGCGUCGACUGCAGAUAUUUGACUCAUCCGAUGAUGAAGAAGAACAAACAGAUAGAAAUAGAUCGACAUCUUCUUCAGCAUUAUCCAGACAUCACUCGAGUACCAGAAGAUCAUCAAAUCAUACAAAUUCAUCACUACCUCGUACUAUAUUUCAUAGGGCACUGGAAGCCAGUCAUUUAGAGUGGGAUAACUCACACCUCAGGUUUAUCCUCGAACACGACGGUCCCGUUGUUGUCUAUGAACCGCACGCUUCCGAGACAUUUGACUAUCAAGGAUAUCCACUUUGGAACGAGAGCAUACCAACUGCUUGUGCCAGAGUUGAAGCUCUUCGAUCUCAUGGUUACCGACAGGAAGCCCUUCGAUUAGCCGUAUCUAUUGUCCGGACACUUAAAAAACAUCAAUUGGACUGUCAAUCCAUUUGGCAUUCAGAUAAUUACAAACACGGGGCUUCCACUUCAUCGGGAUCAUCAUCAACUACACAUUCCUCUCACUCAAUACAUUGCAAUACUGAAGGGUGGAUUGGUCAUCCACUUGAUCCAAUUGGAUCUUUAUUCGAUACAUUAGCUGAAACAUCACUCACUUCAGAUAGCAAACCAUUGGACUCAUAUUACGGUUCAUUUUUGACUGAGAUCUCAAACAAUUCGAGUAAUACAACCAAUAAUAACAGUCAAAUGGCUUCAAUAUUACAUGAAGAGUCUUUGGCCAACAAUAGUUCAAAUCUUACGGUUCCUGUGAUCAGAGAGAGACCUCGAUAUCAUCAUAUGAUUGUUCCCGGAACUAGAGAUAGAAAUGAAACAUAUUUAACAUUAGCAAUGGAGGCCGGACUUAUUGGUUUAGGCCAACAGCGUCUAAUGCCAACCGGUUUUUAUGCACAAGAAAAGGCCUGCAAACAGGAGGACAAAAUGAUUGCCAAAUUACAAGACAUCGAAAUCGAUAGCAUUUUACUAUCUGUUCUUCGUAGACAAACAAUGACAUUUCUAGAGGGCGGACCAUUUAGUGGGUUAGGCACUGGUGUUCACCCCGAAAGUGUUCCGAUGCAUACAUUUGCCAAAUAUUUAUUUAACGCUUUACUUAAUUCUGAUAUUGAGUUGGCAUACAAUGUCGGCUUAAGAGCUAUGAGGCUUCCAAUACUUGAAAAUCACGACGAUAUUGAUGAUAAUGGUAUUGCUAUCCAUAGUGGAGUAUUGGGACGAUAUCCGCGAUGGUUUACAUUAGCGCACAUUGAGAUGCAACAGUGCUCUCUGGCCUCAACAAUGUUGUCGGCCGCCAAAAGUGAUAUGACUCGCUUAAGACUAGUUUUAAAGUCAGCGUUACGUAACAUUCAUAGUUCAACUCAACUGUUUAAGUUAGCUCAGGACGCUUUCCGAAUUGCCGCACCUAUUGAUGGAAGUCCUAGACAUCCAAAUUUAUUACACAUAUCAUUUGAUUUAGGACUACAAGUGAUGAGAAUGACAUUAUCCUCAUUAAGUUGGCGUCGAAGAGAUAUGGUUCGAUGGCUGGUCACAUGUGCCACCGAAGUUGGUCUCGAUUCUCUUAUUUAUAUAAUGACCAACUGGUUGUGUCUUUUUACACCCACCGAAGCUACCGGUCCUGUGGCCAGUUCUAUAAUGUCUCACUCGACUGUUAUGCGAUUAUCCCUUGAUUUUGGUCAACAGGAAGAGUUAUCGAGCUGUGCCAGAGCUCUAGCUCUUGAAUGCGCCCAAAAGGAUCCACCAAAUUGUGCUCUAAAUGCUUUAACAUUAUGCGAGAGUGAUCAGCAAACAUUUGAGAGCGCCUAUCAUAUUGUAUGUGAAGCCGGUGCUACUGGUGUUAUGAAUAGUUCACAACUGUUCACAGUAGCCCGAUAUAUGGAACACAGGGGUUAUCCCGUACGUGCCUACAAAUUGGCUGUGUUAGCCACUAAAGGAGUCCAUAUUUCAUAUAAUGGCGAUAACCAUCCAUCGAUUAAUGACGUCCACUGGGCUUGUGCUCUGGCACAUGGCUUAGGCAAAAACGAGUUGUCAGGUCUGGUACCACUGUUGGUCAAGAAUGUCCAGUGCGCCCCUGUAUUGUCAGACAUAUUAAGACGCUGUUCAAUUGGUGCUCCCGGUGUGGGAACAUGUAGUAGUGAAAAACGCAGAUGUUUUAAAUCAUUGCCUUUGGACAGACCUCCACUACGACAACUGUUGGACGCAGCCAUUACUGCAUACGUGAAUACAACACACUCACGUCUAACACAUAUAAGUCCCCGACAUUACGGUGACUUUAUUGAGUUCCUCAGCAAAGCUCGUGAAACGUUCCUAUUGGCACCCGAUGGUCACAUCCAGUUUGCAUCACUCAUUGAAAAUAUGAAAAUGGUAUAUAAGGGCAAAAAGAAGCUCAUGUUUCUAGUCAAGGAACGGUUCGGUUGACCCAACCCUUCAUUAGACACCAUUAACUAAUUUAACUUAACUUCCAUUUUUUAUAUAAUAUAUUUUAUUUAUAUUACGUUUUU